Molecule: messenger RNA, 1497 nt
Organism: Suillus discolor
Lineage: Eukaryota; Fungi; Basidiomycota; Agaricomycetes; Boletales; Suillaceae
Product: CHAT domain-containing protein
Exons: 2
Coding region: 1-1497 (498 amino acids)
Source: RefSeq, a predicted model, not a curated record
AUGUGCUUUGAACUUUUCGACGGCCACGUGAUGACGCGAUCGUCGGUCAUCUCACGGCGUGAGGCUGCAGCCGCUGUUCGCGGUGCACGAUCACUUCCUGUAGAUGCAGCCUCAUGUGCCAUACGUCGUGACAAUAUACGACUAGCAGUUGAACUUGUGGAGCAGGGCCGUGGCCAGCAGUGGUCGCUGGCAUCUCGACUCAGGACUCCAGUCGAAGACCUCGAGUCGGCAAAUCCGAAACUGGCGCGCAAUUAUUUAAAGCUGAGCAAGCGCAUUUCCAAUGCAGCCCAGAGUUCUGCAACCACAACAGAGUAUAGGAUACUUACAAGGCAAUGGGAAGCCGCGGUAGCUAAGAUACGCGAUCUUCCGGCGUUCUCGCGGUUCCUGCUUCCACCCUCAUACGAAGACCUCCAAGCGGCAGCCCGCCAGGGCCCGGUCAUCAUCCUGAUUGCCAGUCAAUACUCGUGCAGCGCCAUCAUCGUCCCGACGUCAGGAGACCCUCAUCAUGUUACUUUGCCGUCCAUCGGUCUCGCAGAUCUGAAUACUCUCAAGGAUCGCUUCGCCAGGGCAAUACGAGAAGCAUCUCGGAUGAACCCAGGGGAGUCGAGGGCGGAUCUCAUAGUGCUCUCGCGGAUAAUAUGGGAUGAGAUCAUGCUACCUAUUGUCAACGUGCUCGAGCAUGUCCUGAAACUAAAGCGCCGCUCUCGAAUCUGGCUGUGUCCGACUGCAGCUUUCACGUCCAUUCCUCUUCAUGCAGCUCAUCCGUUUCAAACAAAGGCAGAUCGUUCCGGGAGGGAGCCAUGCCUGGAAGAUCUCUACAUUUGCUCUUACACGCCGACACUUUCGGCUCUGAUCAGAUCUAGACAAUUGAUGAAAAGGCGUGUGUCUCCGUCCUUUGUGGCGAUCGGACAAGGUCAACCGGGUGCAGGGAAAGGCAAGGCACUCUUGGCUGUCGACAGCGAGCUCGAGCUUGUCCAUAAGCUCGUCCCUGCAACUGCCAAUCGCACUACUAUUUCUGGCGACGCAGCCACACGAGCAGGUGCACUCGAAGCUUUGCAGCAGAAUACCUGGGUGCACCUAGCUUGUCAUGGGAAGCAGGACCCUAAGCAGCCUUACGACUCCCAUUUUGUCAUGAGAGACGGACAUUUGACGCUGCUUGAUAUCAUGGAGAGACAUCUUCCGCAGGCCGAGUUCGCGUUCUUAUCGGCUUGUCAUACUGCCGUCGGCGAUGAGGAGACGCCCGACGAAGUGAUCCACCUCGCAGCUGGUAUUCAGUUUUCGGGGUUCAAGAGCGUCGUUGGCACGCUGUGGGAGGUCGACGACUCUGUUGCAAAACAUGUCGUCGAAGCUUUUUACAGGUAUAUGUUUGGAGAUUUGAAGGAUGGUUGUGUGAUGGACUGUACGAAGGCGGCCUGGGCACUGAACUGUGCUACGCACGCGGUGAAGACGAAAGUACCGCUCGAACAGAGGAUGGUUUUUGUUCAUAUCGGUGUGUGA